GGCCGGCGGCGGCCGCCUGGCUGCUCCCGGGGCCACAUGGCUGAGGGGGACGCAGGGAGCGACCAGAGGCAGAAUGAGGAAAUUGAAGCAAUGGCAGCUAUCUAUGGCGAGGAAUGGUGUGUCAUUGAUGACUGUGCCAAAAUAUUUUGUAUUAGAAUUAGCGACGAUAUAGAUGACCCCAAGUGGACACUUUGCUUGCAGGUGAUGCUACCAAAUGAAUACCCAGGUACAGCUCCACCUAUUUAUCAACUGAAUGCUCCUUGGCUUAAAGGACAAGAACGUGCAGAUUUAUCAAAUAGCCUUGAGGAAAUAUAUAUACAGAAUAUUGGUGAAAGUAUUCUUUACCUAUGGGUAGAGAAAAUAAGAGAUGUUCUAAUACAGAAAUCUCAGAUGACAGAACCAGGUCCUGACAUCAAGAAGAAAACUGAAGAGGAAGAUGUAGAAUGUGAAGAUGAUCUCAUUUUAGCAUGUCAACCGGAAAAUCCUGUUAAAGCAUUGGAUUUUGAGAUUAGUGAAAAUCAAACAGAAAUAGAAGAAUUACCUCCGAUUGAUCAUGGCAUUCCUAUUACAGACCGAAGAAGUACUUUUCAGGCGCACUUGGCUCCGGUAGUUUGUCCUAAACAGGUGAAGAUGGUUCUUGCCAAAUUAUAUGAGAAUAAGAAAAUAGCUAGUGCCACCCACAACAUCUAUGCAUACCGAAUAUAUUGUGAGGAUAAACAGACCUUCUUACAGGACUGUGAGGACGAUGGGGAGACAGCAGCUGGCGGGCGUCUUCUCCAUCUUAUGGAGAUUUUGAAUGUGAGAAAUGUCAUGGUGGUAGUAUCACGCUGGUACGGAGGAAUUCUACUAGGACCAGAUCGCUUUAAACAUAUCAACAACUGUGCCAGAAACAUACUGGUGGAGAGAAACUACACAAAUUCACCGGAGGAAUCAUCUAAGGCUUUGGGAAAAAACAAAAAAGUAAAAAAAGACAAGAAGAGGAGUGAACAUUAA
Messenger RNA from Puma concolor (puma), 993 nucleotides. It is a transcript of the gene IMPACT, whose product is annotated as impact RWD domain protein. Gene Ontology annotation, molecular function: protein binding. Gene Ontology annotation, biological process: regulation of translational initiation; GCN2-mediated signaling. Gene Ontology annotation, cellular component: cytoplasm. The record is from RefSeq and is a predicted model, not a curated record. NCBI's taxonomy places the organism in Eukaryota, Metazoa, Chordata, Mammalia, Carnivora, Felidae.